Molecule: messenger RNA, 1837 nt
Organism: Megalopta genalis
Lineage: Eukaryota; Metazoa; Arthropoda; Insecta; Hymenoptera; Halictidae
Source: RefSeq, a predicted model, not a curated record
UUCUUUUAUUGUAUUACGAUAUUACCAUAUUGAUCUUUCGGUUAUUAUAAAUUCAAUUUAACCACUUUUAUCGAGAACACGUAUAAUAAUCCGCAUAUCCGAUAGAUUUUUCGAAUACAAACAUAUUUCGAAUCGUCAUCCGCGCCGGAAGCGUCGCCGAGCGCGACGUUGUAGCGGGAACUCACUAUUUAUUCGAUAUGAAUAUAGGAACAUUAUUGUUCAUAUUUUUAACAACAAGAACCUUCUUCAGAUUAUUAGUGACCCAAAUUAAUUUGUAACGUCGAGGUCUCGUUAUGUAAUGGACAUUUCCAAGAGUUGGCACAGAUACAAGCAAGACGUGCAGACGUCUCUCUGUUUUUCUGUAAUGGGAGAGAGAAGAUUUCGAAUUUCAGUAAUUUAUACAAUAGAUUACGUAUUCUUCUAUGUAUUGUCCAAUUGUUUAUAGUACUUUGUAACAUUAGUUGUUGUUUUCUUUUUUAAUACUAAUUAUACGUCGAACAAGUUUAAUUGAUAUUAUAGAAAUCGCAUCAAUAACUUGAUCGAUAGUUGAAUAAUUCAUGCAACAAUUAUCCAAUAAUUUAAUGAUCAUCAUUUUGAGAUGGGUGCCCUUAUUGCUUCUCCCGAAGUAGGAGAUUCGCUGGUUAACGUCGCGCCGCAAAUGAAGAAAUAUUCUGCUGGAACUGAUGCUCGCUCGAAAAGUUUUAUUUCCACGUUACCAGAGAGGAGCAAUAUUUUCCAUAGAAAAUUAAUUUGUUCACCUGAUUCCGAUAGCAUUAAUGGCACAAGUAGAAAGGAGUUAAAGGAAACAUUACCGAUGCAGAAUUGCGUAUACGAUGAGAUUAAUAACUCGACACUUCGCGAUUGUUACAAUUAUCAGUUUCCUUAUUACAGGAGUAGCAAAUAUAGUACCCAAUGUUCAGACACAGUUUUGGUCAAAGACGUAGGUGUGUCAUGCAUGCUUUUUUAUCCGGAUAAUCCUGAGGAGCCUGUUUCUGAAACGAAAACUUAUUUGGUUAAACAACUCAAAAGAGAGUACAAUGAUCUAUCCGAUAUUACAAAUAAAAUAACUGCAUAUACAAAAGAUAUUUUGAAUCAUUUAUCGAAGAAACAUCAGAGGAAACGUAGCCUGUUCCAUAACUUGGUUUCUUCGAAGCAUGCAAUAGGAUCUCAAUAUAUAAAUAGUAAAGGUAAGCUGUGCUUGAAGUUGAGGCUGUUGAGUAAUACCGAAACACAGUUUAGUACUCAUCAAAUUGCCAAAGGAUCUAAUGGCACAGCUUGCGACGACAGGAAUGUUAAAAGAGAAUCGAACAAUGAAUAUUGGAAGAAACAGAUUGUUGGUAAUACUAAACACGAGAAAGAAGUUCAAACUCUUUUUAUCGGAGAAAAGACGGGAACGAGCACAUCGAGCUUCUCGUCGAAAAAAUCUUCUUCUAUUUAUAAUUAUUUGACAACGAGGAAAAGGAGAUCUUCAAAUCAAAUGUUGAAGUCCACGUUAAUAAAUAGUUAUAAAGAUAAAAAUUGUAAGGAACGUUUGAAGACAAGUAAACCUGUCGUAUUCACUAACUGGAAAGAAAUUUCAAAAUCCAAACGGUCAAAAAACAAUGCCCCGCCUGUAUCCAAUAAAUCGCAUGAAAUGAUUGAAAUGAAAGAAACAAGCUCCCAAACGCAGUCUCUAAAUAGCAAAAUUAACAAUUUACUAAAAACAAGGUUUCAUACAAUUAAUAUACGAAUUAUAAAACGUACUAAAAAGCAAGUAUAGUUAUUGCAACCGUAAGUUUUACUUGCAUUUUAGUAUUUAAUCAUUGUUUUUAUAUAGUUUUAUUUUUUGAUUGAAUUU